Molecule: messenger RNA, 1989 nt
Organism: Camelina sativa (false flax)
Lineage: Eukaryota; Viridiplantae; Streptophyta; Magnoliopsida; Brassicales; Brassicaceae
Source: RefSeq, a predicted model, not a curated record
AUGAAGAUGUUGAAGAGGAAGAAGAAGAUGAGGUGGCAAAGGGACUAUGAUAAGGAGUUUUGGGGGAAUUUCAUUGGAGAUCAGUUUGGUCGAGUUAAUGUUGCUGAGGUUAUAUGUAAUACAUUUUCAUGCUUUGACCAUACGGUGUUAGUAAAUGGGGCUACUCCUUUAAAAGAAGAAGAGAAAGAGAAGACAAGUUUUGAUGUGAGACCUGAAGAAGCAAAUAUGGGUCUGAGAUCUAUAGACGGUGAACAUGCUGCGUCGGCCACGUGGUCAAAUGGUUGUGGACAGAGUAAUGGCUCCGCCGUGGACAGUAUAAAGCUAGAAGAUAUUGAUGAUGAGGAGUUCGACAUCCCUCCUCUGUUUGACGACACAGAGUUUGAGAGGGAAGAGAUCCCAGAUCUAGAUUUUGAGGAUGAUGGUAAAGAACUUUGUAAAGGGAAGUUGUUUGCAAACAAAGAGGAUUGCCAGAUUCCGCUAGUGAUAUAUGCUAUUAAGAACAAAUUUCAUUUUAAGCAAACAACAACGAAAAAGGAUUCGUUUGUAGUGAGCUGUACUGGGGAGAGUUGUGAGUGGAGGGUUCUAGCAAGUGAAAUGAAGGAGUCAGGAUACUAUGAGAUUAGGAAAGCAGAUCUUGAACACACUUGCCCCAUAGAGACGAGGAGAAACUAUUUGAAGAAAGCAACCUCUAGGGUAAUUGUUGCUGUUUUCAAGUCGAAGUACUGUGAUCCGAGUAAAGGACUAGGCCCAUUGGAUCUGCAGCAAAUGGUUCUUGAGAUCUUAGGGUGGGGGCAUCAUACAACAAGUGUUAGAGGGCGAAGGGGAAGGCUUUGGAUGGAAUGUUUCCAGAGGUUGAGGCGUGUUAUUGUUGUGGAUGGUACUCAUCUGAACGGGAAGUAUAAUGGAGUGCUGCUUACAACUAGUGGGCAUGAUGCUAAUUUCCAGGUAUUCCCGCUGGCUUUCGCAGUAGUAGACAGUGAGAAUGAUGAUGCUUGGACAUGGUUCUUUGAGAAGUUAGAGAGAAUUAUUGCGGACAGCAAAUCCUUGACAAUUAUUUCUGAUAGAGCCGGGUCAAUCUACACGGCUAAGAAGAAAGUUUAUCCGUUGGCACACCAUGGAGCUUGCAUUGUUCAUCUUGCUAGGAAUGUGAAUGCCCGGUUUCAUAACAAAGGUCUUGCAAAACUGGUGACAAAAGCGGCAUUUGCCUAUAAGGUAACAGCCUUUGAGGAGACAUAUAGGCAAAUAAAGGCAAAGAACAGCAAUUGUGCAACUUACUUGGAUAAAAUAGGUGCAGGCCACUGGAGCAGGGCAUAUUUCCAAGGAAAUCGUUAUAAUUUGAUGACGUCAAACAUUGCGGAGUCAUUGAACAAAGCUUUGGGUAAGGGUCGAUCGUCACACAUUGUUGAACUACUGAAGUUCAUUCGUGCUAUGUUGACACGGUGGUUUAGUGCGAGGCGGAAGAAAACUGCUAAACAUCAAGGAUUAACUACCCCGGAGGUUGACAAACAGAUGCAGAAAAACUUGGUGGCAGUUAGUGGGAGCAGAGUCGCGAAUAUUUCAAGCUGGAGUUAUGAAGUUGUUGGGUUGCUAAACGGAAAACACCAUGUGUUACUUGAUAUGAAACAGUGUUCGUGCAAACAGUAUGAUCGAGUUAAAAUCCCAUUUGGACACGCAUUGUUGGCAGCAGAUACACAGGGGAUACCAUAUGGUUCGUUGGUUGGGGAUUUUUAUAAGACAGAGUGUUGGAGAUCUACUUAUGAAGGUGUAAUAAAUCCCGAGAUUAGUGAUGUUGAAAUACCAUUCGAAAUUCAGCACCGUGUGUUAUACCCUCCAAAGGCUCGAAGGCCAUCAGGACGUCCAAAGGAGUCAAGGAUCCCGUCUAUUGGAGAAUUUCCAAAAAAUGGUGCGGCGAAAGGGAAAGUGAAUAGGUGUGGGAGAUGCAAGCAAAGUGGGCACAACCGAGCUAGUUGUACGAACCCGUUGCCAUGA